AUUUAUGUGAAAAAUUAAAAACAGAUUAGAAAAGGAGAAAAGAAAAGUAAAAAAAGAAGAAGCUUAUUUUGCCAACUUGUAGGUUAAAAAAAGCUUAUAAAAGAAUAAAAGUUUUUCAAAAAAAAAGAAAGAAUAAAAGACUAACGUCAUUCCGAGUUAUCAUCUUUCUUUUCUUUUUAAACUUUUUCUUAAAAAAAAAACAUUUUAGGCAUCUUUAAUAUCAAACCUUUUAAGUUUAAAUUGUUAUUCGGAUCAUCAAUUUGAAUGAAAUGCUAAGUUGUUUUGUUAUUUGUAAAUCAGAAACAAAAACCUAAAACACUUCACCAGUUCUUGAGAUUACUUCACCAGUUUGUGUCUUUACAUGGAUUUGGUAGUUGCAAAACCUUUAUUUAUUCAUUUUUUCUCAAAAAACAAUAAAGAAAAUCAGAGCAUAUGCUUGAUCUUCUUAUUGCCUCCCAAAAAAAGUGACUUUAUGUAUGCCUUGAUGACCCAUACAUGACUCAUGCUUUACCACAAAGGUCUCAAGACUCAACAAUUCAAAGCUUUGUUCAACUGCCUCUUGUCUAUUCUUUAAAUAGCCAUCCCACUACACGGUUUCAUAAUCAUCAUCACUCAUAAUCUCUAUCUCUCUCUCUCUCUUACUAUCUCAAGAUCACUACUCAAUCCUCUAAGAUGACAUUGAGCACAGUCCACCAACAAGUUCUUGCAUUACCAGCAGUCAAGACUGCUCCUGCAGGUUACUUGCCUUACCCAGCUUCCAUCAACAAGCUCCAAAUCCCAACUCCUUCCAAGAAGUCUGAACAAAGCAAGAAAAAAUCGAUUCUCCGAACCAAUAGCUUCACCAAUGGAACUAAAGAUCAAAGCAAGUUAGGACCAAAGCUAACUGAAACAGUCAAGAGAAAGCUAUCCCUAGGAGCUAAGAUACUUCAAAUGGGAGGCUUAGAGAAGAUCUACAAGCGGCUCUUUAGAGUCUACAAUGAAGAGAAACUCUUCAAGGCCUACCAAUGUUACCUAUCAACAACAGCAGGUCCCAUUGCAGGCUUACUCUUCAUCUCGUCAAAGAAGAUUGCUUUCUGCAGUGAGAGAUCUAUCAAAGUGGCUUCACCUCAGGGAGAUCUGACUAGGGUUCACUACAAAGUGUCAAUCCCUUUGUGCAAGAUCAAGGGAGUGGACCAGAGUCUGAACACAAAAAAACCAUCUCAGAAAUACAUUGAAGUAGUCACGGUCGAUGGCUUUGACUUCUGGUUCAUGGGCUUCAUGAGCUACCAUAAAGCAUUCAACUGUCUCGAGCAAGCACUUUCUCUCGAGCAAUAAUAAGCCGAAGGUUGAAGAGAAAAUAUUUCAUUUCUAAUUUUUUCAAUCCAAGAAUGUUAAUUUGGAAAGAGCCUAGAAAUUCAGACAAUAUUGUACAAACAUUUUUUUUUUAUUAGAGCUUUAAUGUUAUUGUUAUCCGUUGUUGACAAGAGCAUGAAACUGAAUAUAUUUACUGA
Brassica napus (rape) is the source of this 1490-nucleotide messenger RNA. Its product is annotated as putative GEM-like protein 8. Bases 673 to 1314 code for a protein of 213 amino acids. The record is from RefSeq and is a predicted model, not a curated record. The transcript has a single exon. Lineage: Eukaryota; Viridiplantae; Streptophyta; Magnoliopsida; Brassicales; Brassicaceae.